CAAGGGCUUGUUUGGCAUAGCGAUUGAGCUGGCGAUAGGAGAUCCAGAAUGUCAUCUGUGACUUAUAAACACGACCAGCUGCCGCAGAGUGUUAUUUCUCUCCUGGAAACCGGCAAAUAUGUUCAUCUGGGCACCGCCAAUGAAGAUGCCAUUCCAGAGGUUUCCCUGAUGAACUACUAUUACCUUCCUUCCAAGGAGUUAUACUCACCAGAGGCGGAGGAAGAAGGCCCAGAAGUGGACGUAAUCUCUAAACAGCAUACCUAUGUGAUACUCGCAAGCUCGAAGCUAUCGUUAAAGUACAAGAACAUCUCUGUGAAUCCACAUGUCUCUCUGCUGUUCCACGACUGGACCACUGCAAAGUCCAAUUUCAAGGCACCAAGUGAUAACAGUGAGGAUCAGUCGAAUAUACUCACGUUGCUGAAGAACUUGAACCAAUCAGAGCUGAGCCGAGUGAGUGCCACGCUCUCUGGGCUAGCAAGAAUCGUUUCCAACGGCGCUGAGCUGAACUACUACAAAACUAAGCUGUUAAAGGAGAACCCAGAGGCUAAGGUGUACAUCGAUGGUGAUGAGAAUGCCAUCAUUCUUGUCAAGAUCACCAGUGCUAAGGUUUGCGAUGAGCAGAACAACUUCACCGUGUACCACUAGUUAUUAUGUAAUAUUUCAGCCAAAGCCAUAGUUAACAUUGCACGUUUCAUUACGGUUAGUUUACAUUGUACAUUAAUCAGCAGAUCAAUUUGACGUCUAAACACAUGGUACAUUCAUGUAGCGUUCACAUCACACACGGCAUGGUGUUCUAAUUACCCUCUUGACCGAAAUCACGGGUGAAAUCUUCCUGCUUCUUCAAAUCCUCCUCAUUAACGGUUGGUCUCGAGGUCUUUAUAGCCUUUAUAAAGUCCUUUAUCGUCAGCUCUGGUUC
Messenger RNA from Williopsis jadinii, 916 nucleotides. RefSeq names its product pyridoxal 5'-phosphate synthase. The transcript has a single exon. The record is from RefSeq and is a predicted model, not a curated record. NCBI's taxonomy places the organism in Eukaryota, Fungi, Ascomycota, Saccharomycetes, Phaffomycetales, Wickerhamomycetaceae. Bases 49 to 645 code for a protein of 198 amino acids. Gene Ontology annotation, cellular component: nucleus; cytoplasm.